AUGGACGUGUGUGAAAAGGACGUCGCCGACGAGAAUGUUGACCCGGGGGUCGUUACGUCCUUUCCGGCAGACAUUCUCGUCAGCAAAGUCCGCAGGCCAUUGACGGAAGCCUACAAGUACAAGGUAGCCAUGAGCCACCUGCAGCCUAUCGUAGAGAAAUUAAAGAGUUGCGGGAGUCAACGCUUCGAGGAGUUGUUGCGGGAAGUCGAUGCGUUUGCCGACCGGAUCAUGAAUGCCCCUUCUGGUUGGCCACAAGAGUCGCUUGUCGACUCCCCCUCACAGCCGAACGGGGAUGAAAUGGAAGCUGACACGAGCGACGGGGUUGUUCGUUGUCAGAUAAGGGAGGAGGGUAAUGUGUUUGUCGCACAGUGGGGUUCUGACCAAGACCCAUCUGUACGUAUUCUGCACAAUGACACUUUACUCCCUAACUUCCGCAUUCGUGGCCGGCCGUGUACUCGACGCCCCUGGACGACUCGCAAACCUCUGAGAAGUCGUGCGAUGAACGUAACUGUCUCCACGCAUAGUGCCAGCAGCAGUCUUACGCGCAGGGACUCGAGGAUGCCCAGUCGGCAUUUGGAAGAGACGGCCGUAGACAUGGACGAUAUCCCGUUCGUAGAUGCGUGUGGUGCCUGCGGCGGUAAUACCGUCGUUAGUAGGGGAACUAUUUUCAAAUGUGUAUCAUGUCAGCGCAAGUUCCAUGAGCUUUGUAUUGACAACCCGCAGGUCUGUGAUAGGUGGUUAUGCGCCUUUUGCACCACCUUGAUGUAGCUCAGGGUGAUAUCUAGCUACGGCGGACGAGGCUGUGAUAGUAUUUUAGUUUUAGAUUUUAUUUGCCUUCGUAACUUCUACGUUAGUUUGCGCUCUGUGAUAUCUAAGUUGGCUGUGACGUCUGACGCGGCUGCGAUAGUAUUUUGGCUUUUGAUUUUAUUUAAUUUAGUUACUUCUAGGAUGGUUUGCGUUCUGUGAUAUCUGGGUUGGCUGUGAUGUCUGACGCGGCUGUGAUACUAUUUUGUCUUUUGAUUUUAUUUAAUUUCGUUACUUCUAGGAUGGUUUGCGUUCUGUGAUAUCUGGGUUGGCUGUGAUGUCUGACGUGGCUGUGAUACUAUUUUAGUUUUACUUAUUUUACUUUGUAACCCCUACUUAACCCGUGCGUAAGUUGUGGGCAGCAGACUCUGUCACACCUUCCCUACAGAUGCAUAGCACGGCAAUGCAUUGCCCCUGCCCAUGGCGAGCCACCAUUCAAGGCGUCAAGGUCACCAGUUGAGGUAGGAAUGCUUUUUCUAAAUUGUCGCUGCCUGUAGACAUGCAGUUCCUGUAGUUGAAAAAACCUAUCAAGAAUGGAAUGAAGGCCGGACGGCAAGCAGGUUAGUUUAAUCCUCUAAAGCGUUCAUUCUAAUCUCUAUAUUUUGUAGCCAACCGUAA
Molecule: messenger RNA, 1422 nt
Organism: Spirometra erinaceieuropaei
Lineage: Eukaryota; Metazoa; Platyhelminthes; Cestoda; Diphyllobothriidea; Diphyllobothriidae
Source: the annotation of a GenBank genome assembly